AUGGCCCUGAGGAGACCUCUCUGGUUCAAGGCGAGCUGGAAUCGGCUGCCUGCCGCGAGCCCGUCUCGGACAGACAGCCCGGUCCGACGUGCCGGUUCCAACUCCAAACUCCUCAGCCGGGCACAACCUCGACAACGACGACAUCUGGCCUCCCAUGCACCAACGGCUGCCGCGACACCUCCUCACCAGCAUCACCUCGCCGGAUUGAUGCCCCCUCGUCAACGCACAGAGCUUGACCGCGUGUUGAGUGCGGUGCAAACCCAGGGUCCUGAGCUGCUGCGCAAGGCAUUUCUCCAAUGGACCAGAAUCCUCGGCAACACCAGCUCGCCCCUCAACGACGCUGCUGUCAGGCAGGCGCAGGAGCUCCCGGGCCCAUCAUUCUCCGAGAUACUACGCAGCAUUGACCCUCUGCUGGCGCCAAGACAACACGAUGUCGCCCAUGGGCUCAACCUGACGCAAGGCCUGACCGAGCUUACCGACGCCGGCAAGUGGCUCGACGAGUUUGGAGUCCGCAAUAACCAUGUCCAGGUGCUACGCGGCAUCAAGGUGCUCGUGGAAGUUCGCAAGCGCUCACGCCACGGCCUGACACCAGCUGACUUUGACGUCUUUCUGCGAUGUGCUGGCGCUGCCGUCGAUUACCAGGCAGCCAAGCGCUUCUGGGCCACCAUGCCUGCCUUGGGCCUACAAGAUUCCCGAACCUCCAGGACCUGGACGGAAUUCAUCAAGUCUCGCUUCAUGAUCGAACCCACCUACUAUCAAUGGGACCGCUCACGUGUGGCCGUCAUGGCCCGAGACCUGUACAGAAACCGCGCUCCUCUUCCCAUGGCCAAGUUGAAGCGCUUGGACAGCCUGAGACACUGUAUCAACGCGUUCAAGAAGGAGCCCUGGAACCGAAGGCGAGAUGAACCGGACGAGGAUAUGCGACGCCUGUUCCGUCGACGAAUUGAUUACCGCGGCUACAGGGGCCACUGGAUCCGGGCCUUGUUCUACGGCCACGACGUGGACGAAGAGCUCCUCUGCGCAUCUCUCGUGGCCUUUGCCCGAUCCAGCUCCCUGCAUUCGAUCAAGACCCUGAUUCUCAAAAACUACUACGGCAUCAUCAUCGAGGAAGACGCCGAAUCCAACCCCGGCAUCCCCCAGAUUUCAGGCGGAGUCGACCUCCCUCCACACUCACCCAUCAAGCCCACCGCCAGGUUCCUCCAUGCCGUCGUAGAAGCGUUUGGUUCCAUGUCACACAUCCCCCUGGGCAUGAAGCUCCUCGACUUUGUCUCGCGACGAUACAAUGUCCCCAUCCGCCACGAAACAUGGUCCAAUCUCCUCAACUGGACCUACCUCUGCGCCUCCAAGCCCUUCAGGUCCAUGAGGAAAAUCCACGGAGACUUCCCAUCCACGGCCACGUCCAGCGCCGACGUCCGAGAAGUCUGGAAGGUCAUGACGUCCCCGCCAUACAAUGUCACCCCGUCAUUCGACGACUACGACAUCUACAUCAAGACGCUCCUCGCGCAGCGCUCCUUCGGCCGCGCCCUCACCCUGGUAAGAAACGACAUCCUGCCCUUCUACGAAGCUGCCGUCAGCGACCACGAACUCGCCAUCCAGGACGAAAUCUUGCAAAAUGAUCUCGGGCCCUCCCCUCAGGCCACCCACCGUCGCCACCAGGCAGAAGUGUACAGGGACUACGUGUACCACCGCAUCUCGGGCUGGUUCUACAAGCUCCUCAAAACCGCCUCCUCAAACAAGGGACAUCGCGACGGACCCGUCAUGAGAACCAUGAUACCAGACCUCUUGGUCGAGUUCGCCGAUUUCUUCCCCCAUCGGAUCCGGUACCGUACUGCCCAGGGCAUCGUGAGAAUUGACCGCCCAGAAGCCAUUCGCCGCUUCGAGUGGACCCGAGACUGGCGGGAGACGUUGGCGCAGAAAAAGGCUGGUAUCCACGUUCGCGACAUAGACGGCGCCGACGAGCCCGACUUUGCGUAUCCCGAGGCGCCUGUCCUCAGGGUGCUGGAGUCGCGGCGCACCCCUCGGAGGAGAAUGGCCAGGCUGGGGAUGGCGCCCGAGAAUGCGAACUCAACAGCGUGGUGGCAUCAGCUCGAGGAGGAGCUUGUCCUGUAA
This is a messenger RNA of Metarhizium album ARSEF 1941, 2109 nucleotides long. RefSeq lists its product as uncharacterized. NCBI's taxonomy places the organism in Eukaryota, Fungi, Ascomycota, Sordariomycetes, Hypocreales, Clavicipitaceae. The record is from RefSeq and is a predicted model, not a curated record. The transcript has a single exon. The coding region runs from base 1 to 2109 and encodes 702 amino acids.